AUGGCAGAGGCGAAUAUCACCUUUGUGACUGAGUUCAUUUUCUUGGGCCUCUCCUCUCAGCCAACAGAUCAACUUGUUCUUUUCAUCAUGUUUUUAUUCUUCUACUUAUUGACAGUGCUUGGCAAUCUCAUCAUUAUCACUGUAAUCCAGAUUGAGCCCCGUCUACAAACUCCCAUGUAUUUUUUCCUGACUAACUUGUCCUUCCUAGACAUCUGUUAUACCACUACCAAUGUUCCACAAAUGCUUUCCAAUAUGGUAGGGAAGAAAAAGACAAUCUCCUUUAUUGGCUGUGCCAUCCAGAUGUAUUUUUCCCUCUCUUUUGGGAUGAUAGAAUGUGUCCUCUUGGGGGUCAUGGCGUAUGACAGAUAUGUUGCUAUUUGUGUCCCACUGCACUACACAAUCAUUAUGAACAGGCGCAGUUGUAUUCACAUGGUUGUCAUUUCCUGGAUUAGCAGCUUCCUGAGUUCUAUGGUGAUCAAUGUCCUCACCUUGAGUUUGCCCUACUGUGGGCCUAACGUGCUGAACCACUUUUUCUGUGAGGUACCCUCAGUACUGAGAUUAGCCUGUACAGACACCUCAGUCACUGAGCUGGUAGUGUUCAUCUUUAGCAUCAUCAUUGUCUUCAUUCCAUUCCUCCUCAUUGUCAUCUCCUAUGCCCGCAUCCUCCUGUCAGUCCUUAGGAUGCGUUCUGCAGCAGGAAGGCUCAAAGCAUUGUCCACCUGUGCCUCCCACCUGACGGUAGUGGCUCUCUUCUAUGGGACAGCCAUCUUCAUGUACAUGAGGCCUCAGUCUAAGUCCUCCCGGUCUGGGGGGAAGAUCAUUGCUGUCUUCUAUACCAUCAUCACUCCAAUGCUCAACCCACUGAUCUACAGCUUAAGAAACAAGGAUGUGAAAGGGGCCCUGAGAAAAGCCAUUAGCAAACAUAGCUUGGCAUAG
Gracilinanus agilis (Agile Gracile Mouse Opossum) is the source of this 936-nucleotide messenger RNA. Its product is annotated as olfactory receptor 2D3-like. The record is from RefSeq and is a predicted model, not a curated record. Gene Ontology annotation, cellular component: membrane. Bases 1 to 936 code for a protein of 311 amino acids. Gene Ontology annotation, biological process: G protein-coupled receptor signaling pathway. The transcript has a single exon. Gene Ontology annotation, molecular function: G protein-coupled receptor activity; olfactory receptor activity. Lineage: Eukaryota; Metazoa; Chordata; Mammalia; Didelphimorphia; Didelphidae.